Messenger RNA from Cryptococcus amylolentus CBS 6039, 1917 nucleotides. Its product is annotated as protein disulfide-isomerase domain. Gene Ontology annotation, cellular component: endoplasmic reticulum. NCBI's taxonomy places the organism in Eukaryota, Fungi, Basidiomycota, Tremellomycetes, Tremellales, Cryptococcaceae. The record is from RefSeq and is a predicted model, not a curated record. Bases 114 to 1829 code for a protein of 571 amino acids. Gene Ontology annotation, molecular function: protein disulfide isomerase activity. The transcript is spliced from 13 exons.
GCCACUUCUAACAGUUGUCCUUGUGUUGUCGUCCAGACGUCUCUCUCAGCUGCAUCUCAUGCAGGCCACCGCCAGACUUGCCUCCCUCCAGCACAGUAGACCAUCGGCUCCCCAUGCGGCUACAGCAACUCCUCUUCUCCGCAUUCGCCCUGUCCGCCGGACUCGUCCGCUCAGUGUCCGCUUCUGCAAAUGAUGAUGAUGAAUUCCAGCUGCGCCAGCUGACAGACGAAAACUUCAAAUCGGAAACGUCCAACGGUGUAUGGCUUGUCGAGCACUUUUCCCCAAAGUGUGGUCAUUGUCGAGCAUUCGCUCCGACGUGGACACAGCUAGCCAAGGACUAUCAGCACUUGGAACGCUUGACAGGUUUCCACAUGACACAGGUGAACUGUCUCGCUCAAGGCGAUCUGUGUAACGCUAAUGGUAUCAAAUUCUACCCCCAAAUCAUACUGUAUGUCGACGGCAAACCCUCCCCCCACUACUCUGGCGACCGUUCUUACGAGGACCUCUCCAAAUACAUUGACGAACACUCCAACAAUUAUUCGGAACAGCUCCUCCUACAAUCUUCGACCGAACAAGGGACGUCGUUGGUGGGAAGAGCUAAUGAGGAGGGUUUGGUGAAGGAUGUGAACCCGGCAGAAUUGGAGAUGCUGAAGCAGGAGGGGGCGGUGUUGACAGAAUACUUUGCACCUUGGUGUGGACACUGCAAGAAGCUGCGUCCUAUCUAUGAACAGCUCGCAGCCACAAUGAAAGGCAAGGUCAACAUUGCCGCCGUGAAUUGCGACGAUCACCACAGCUUUUGUUCCAGCUCUGGCGUCAAAGGAUAUCCUACCAUCCGCAUGCUUCACCACGGCACUUCGACAGAAUUCACCGGUGCUCGAACGUUGAGCGCUCUCCAGAAAUUCGCAGAAAUGGGACAAGAGGCCGCCAGCAUCCAGAGCAUCAAGGCCGGUGACUUUGACGAUAUUGUAAAGGCCAACGAAGCGUUCUUUUUGUUUUUGCAGUCGUAUGAUACCUCUAGCGAGGAAGUGGAUGCUGUCAAGAAGGCUCUUGAGCCCCUUCUUGGAUCUGUACCCGCAUACACAUCCAGAGACCCGGCAUUGUAUAAACGCUUGCACAUCGCCAACCCACCGCCUACCUCGACACUACUCGCCUUUUCUUCCUUCUCUCCCCGGCCGGUAGGCACCAUUGCCCUUCCUGUUUCGCCCUCCGAUCUCAGCCGUUUCAUCACUCAGCACAAGUUUCCCACCCUCGUCCAACUAGACUCUUCCAACUUUCAGUCGCUCAUGAGGAGCGAUAGUCGUGCUGUGGUCGUGUUGGGCGCCGUACAUAAAGGGGAGGCCGGGAAAAAAGAGUUGGACGAGUUUGCGGAGGUUGCGAGGGCUUGGAAAAGGGGUGGGAGAAAGUUUCAGCAGCCUGUAUGGUUUGUCUGGGUGGACGCCGACAAGUGGUCGAGAUGGUUGAAACAGUUCUACUCAAUUAAAAAGGCAAACAUCCCUGCAAUUGUGGUUGUGGACACUCCUAAUGAGCAAUACUACGACACCACCAUCGAAGGCAACGAAAUCACCUUUGAUGGUGCCAGUAUCUUUUCCGUCCUUGAGGGUUUCUACCAACAUUUCUUGCGCCCAAAGAGAAUCGAAUCCACUCUAGAAUGGUCGUCCAGGAGCGCAGCUCAGACGUUGAUUAGCCUCAGUGCCGCGAGCAUUGAACAUCCUAUCUAUGCUCUGGCACUCCUUGUGGCAGUUGUGGGUGCCUUUGUGUACUUUAUGCAGAGGUGUAUCGGGAGGGAUCCAAGGGAAGGCAGUCCAAUUAGCGGUACCAGAUUGGACUGAUCUGUCAUGCCCUGUCUUGUUUGGAGAUUGGUGAUGAUACCCUGCAUAUAUGUUCUCUAUACACUUUCAUGUACUUGCAUAGUUUGAU